AUGGCGACCAAGUUAGCCGCCGCACGUUAUGGCAAGGAAAAUGUCAAAGUGUGCAAAGUUCACCGUGAUGCCAAAUCUGGUACACACGAAGUCACAGAACUGACGGUCGCCGUGUCGCUCGAAGGCGAUAUCGAAAGCUCAUAUACCAAAGCAGACAAUAGCGUGGUUGUUGCGACUGACUCUAUGAAAAAUACCAUCUACCUCCUGGCCAAACAACAUUCUGUCACUCCUCCCGAGCUGUUUGCAUCCAUCGUUGGGACCCAUUUCAUAGAAACUUACAACCACAUCCAUGCCGCCCAUGUCCGUGUCGUCGUUCAUCGAUGGACUCGAAUGAACGCUGACGGAAAGCCACACCCGCAUGCGUUCUUGCGCGAUGGCACAGAUGUGCGAGUCGCGGAGGCCUACGUCGUUGAUGGCAAGGGCGUCAAGAUAAAAUCCUCAAUAUCUGGUCUGCUGGUUUUGAAAAGUACGGGAUCACAGUUCCACGGCUUCAUUCGUGAUGAGUAUACAACGCUUCCGGAAACAUGGGAUAGGAUUUUAAGCACGGAAAUCGACGCAAGUUGGAUCUGGGCCCCGUUUGUGAACCUCAACCAUGUCAGGUCCGCGGGUCACAAGUUCGAUCAAGCAUUUACUGCGGCGCGCGAGAUAAGUCUAAACAUAUUUGCGCAAGACGACAGUGCGAGUGUGCAGAACACGAUGUAUAAAAUGGCCAGUGAGAUCUUGAGUAGCGAACCGCUAUUGCAAUCUGUGUCAUACUCCCUUCCAAACAAGCAUUAUCUUGAACUAGGCAAGUCCACGAUCGCAGAACACGGUUCUCAUGAUGAUGCUGUUUGUACUAAUAACUCACCAGAUCUUAGUUGGCACAAGGGUCUAAAGAACACAGGGGCCAAUGCGGAAGUUUAUAUACCUAGUCCCGCUCCAAAUGGUUUGAUCCAAUGCACCAUUUCACGGGAAAAUAACACGAGAGCGACGAAUUCGAAGCUAUAA
Uncinocarpus reesii 1704 is the source of this 987-nucleotide messenger RNA. RefSeq names its product urate oxidase. The transcript is spliced from 2 exons. Gene Ontology annotation, cellular component: peroxisome. Gene Ontology annotation, biological process: purine nucleobase catabolic process; urate catabolic process. Gene Ontology annotation, molecular function: urate oxidase activity. The record is from RefSeq and is a predicted model, not a curated record. NCBI's taxonomy places the organism in Eukaryota, Fungi, Ascomycota, Eurotiomycetes, Onygenales, Onygenaceae. Bases 1 to 987 code for a protein of 328 amino acids.